CAUUUGUAAAACACAAAAGAAAAAGUAAAAACGCAAGAAAUUAUACAAAUCAUCGCGAAAAUUUGCAAUAUAUAAAAUUUAAAUUGAAAAAUAAAUUAAAUUGUAUUAUCAUUUAACAAGUGAACAUUAAUCAUUUUUUAUAUACGUUCCCCUCAAAACAAAUAAAAGAAAAAUGGCCGGAGCAACUUUAUUCGAACGGGCUCAAGCCUUAUCGAAUGUUAACCGUGAGGAAGGUAUUUCUUUGCUAAAUAAAAUCGUACGCGAACAGGAGGUGGCCGAAAAUGAUGAAGAACUUAUACGUAUCAAGGAACAGGGCAUCUUACAGUUGGGUGAACUCUAUAAACAAGAGGGCAAGGCUAAGGAAUUGGCCGAUUUGAUUAAAGUAACCCGCCCGUUUUUGAGUCUUAUUAGCAAGGCUAAAGCGGCAAAAUUGGUGCGUUCUUUGGUGGAUAUGUUCCUGGAUAUGGAUGCUGGUACGGGUAUAGAGGUGCAACUCUGCAAAGAUUGCAUUGAAUGGUCGAAACAGGAAAAACGUACAUUCUUGCGUCAAAGUUUGGAGGCCCGUUUAAUUGCACUCUACUUUGAUACCGGCAUGUAUACGGAUGCCUUACAAUUGGGUUCACAACUUCUUAAGGAACUUAAGAAACUAGAUGAUAAAAAUCUUUUGGUCGAAGUGCAACUAUUAGAAAGUAAAACCUAUCAUGCUCUCAGUAAUUUGCCAAAAGCUAGAGCUGCUCUUACAUCGGCACGCACCACAGCAAAUGCCAUCUAUUGUCCACCUAAAGUGCAGGCAUCUUUGGAUUUACAAUCGGGCAUAUUGCAUGCAGCCGAUGAGCGUGAUUUUAAAACUGCCUUCUCCUAUUUCUAUGAGGCCUUUGAGGGUUUCGAUAGUGCAGAUAAUGCUAAAGCUUUGACUGCACUCAAAUAUAUGUUAUUGUGCAAAAUAAUGUUGGGUCAUUCGGAUGAUGUUAAUCAAAUUGUUAGUGGAAAAUUGGCUAUUACCUAUUCGGGCCGUGACAUAGAUGCCAUGAAAUCGGUGGCCGAGGCUUCACACAAAAGAUCUUUGGCUGAUUUUCAGGCUGCCCUUAAGGAUUAUCACAAAGAAUUGGCCGAAGAUGUUAUUGUUCAGGCACAUUUGGGCACUUUGUAUGAUACAAUGUUGGAGCAAAAUCUUUGUCGCAUCAUUGAACCCUACUCACGUGUACAGGUCUCACAUGUUGCCGAAUGCAUUAAAUUGCCCAUGCCUCAGGUGGAAAAGAAAUUAUCACAAAUGAUUUUGGAUAAGAAAUUCAGUGGCAUUUUGGAUCAGGGUGAAGGUGUUUUAAUCGUUUUCGAAGAGACCCCCGUUGACAAAACCUACGAAAGAGUUUUAGAAACCAUACACAGUAUGGGCAAAGUUGUCGAUACUCUCUAUCAAAAGGCCAAGAAAUUGUCAUAGAUAUAAAUCGUUUUAAAUAAGAAACAACAAACAUUUAUAAAUCAACAACAACACAAAAUUAUUAUAACUUCUUUUUUUUUUAAACAAAACAAAAUCAAUAAUCUAUA
This is a messenger RNA of Lucilia cuprina (Australian sheep blowfly), 1545 nucleotides long. It is a transcript of the gene Rpn6, whose product is annotated as 26S proteasome non-ATPase regulatory subunit 11. Gene Ontology annotation, biological process: ubiquitin-dependent protein catabolic process. Gene Ontology annotation, molecular function: structural molecule activity. Bases 173 to 1438 code for a protein of 421 amino acids. NCBI's taxonomy places the organism in Eukaryota, Metazoa, Arthropoda, Insecta, Diptera, Calliphoridae. The record is from RefSeq and is a predicted model, not a curated record. Gene Ontology annotation, cellular component: proteasome regulatory particle, lid subcomplex. The transcript has 5 exons.